Messenger RNA from Lontra canadensis (Northern American river otter), 2283 nucleotides. RefSeq names its product sideroflexin 1 (gene SFXN1). Gene Ontology annotation, cellular component: mitochondrial inner membrane. Gene Ontology annotation, molecular function: monoatomic ion transmembrane transporter activity. The coding region runs from base 341 to 1309 and encodes 322 amino acids. The transcript has 11 exons. Lineage: Eukaryota; Metazoa; Chordata; Mammalia; Carnivora; Mustelidae. The record is from RefSeq and is a predicted model, not a curated record. Gene Ontology annotation, biological process: monoatomic ion transport; serine import into mitochondrion.
CCCCUGAGGUCCCCCUGAGCGACGUGAUGGAGUGCGUCUCGCCCCGGACGGGAAGGGGCUCACCCAUCCACGCGGCACGCGCCCUGCCACUCUGUGCCCGGCGGACGCGUGACGAAACUCCCCGCGGUGAGGCCACCCAAAAUGGCUGCCGCGGGGACAGGCCACCGCGCUACGGGCUCGAGGGUUUGCCUGGUGACCGGGUGUUACCGACCCCCGUGCCCCCACAUUCCUAGCCCUUGGCUUCUCCUCUUGUCGCACAGCUGGGCUCCGGGGUCAGAAAGGAGACCACCUGGCCUCUGCCCUGGAACCCGCAGUCUUUCAGGAAAGAGAGUCCAGGACGAUGUCUGGAGAACUUCCACCGAACAUUAACAUCAAGGAACCUCGAUGGGAUCAAAGCACCUUUGUUGGACGAGCCAAUCAUUUCUUCACUGUGACAGAUCCCAGGAAUAUCCUGUUAACCAACGAACAACUAGAGAAUGCAAGAAAAAUAGUGCAUGAUUACAGGCAAGGGAUUCUUCCUCCAGGUCUUACAGAAAAUGAAUUAUGGAGAGCAAAGUACAUCUAUGAUUCAGCUUUUCAUCCUGACACGGGUGAAAAGAUGAUUUUGAUAGGAAGAAUGUCAGCUCAGGUUCCAAUGAACAUGACCAUCACAGGUUGUAUGAUGACAUUUUAUAGGACCACACCGGCGGUGCUGUUCUGGCAAUGGAUCAACCAGUCCUUCAACGCCGUGGUCAAUUACACCAACAGAAGCGGAGACGCUCCCCUCACUGUAAAUGAGUUGGGAGCAGCUUACGUUUCCGCAACAACUGGUGCCGUGGCAACAGCUCUAGGACUUAACGCGUUAACCAAGCAUGUCUCACCACUCAUAGGACGUUUUGUUCCCUUUGCUGCCGUGGCUGCUGCUAAUUGCAUUAAUAUCCCAUUAAUGAGGCAAAGGGAGCUCAAAGUUGGCAUUCCCGUCACAGAUGAGAAUGGGAACCGCUUGGGUGAGUCAGCCAACGCUGCAAAACAAGCCAUCAUGCAAGUCGUCGUCUCCAGGAUUCUAAUGGCAGCCCCGGGCAUGGCCAUCCCUCCAUUUAUCAUGAACACUUUGGAGAAGAAAGCCUUCCUAAAGAGGUUCCCGUGGAUGAGCGCACCUAUUCAAGUUGGAUUAGUUGGCUUUUGUUUGGUAUUUGCUACACCUCUGUGCUGUGCUCUGUUUCCUCAGAAAAGUUCCAUGUCUGUGACAAGCUUGGAGCCUGAUUUGCAAGCCAAGAUCCAAGAGACCUAUCCUGAAUUACGACGUGUAUACUUUAAUAAGGGGUUGUAAAGUAGCGGAAGAAACUCUGCAGCUUAUACCGCCUACUGCAAACCUGGUGAGGAAAAGCCUGUUCCACCUGGGUUCUCCCAGUUACAGAAACCUUUUAAAGACCCACAUUAGCCUUUUAGAGUCAAGCUGCUACUUUUCAGCACAGCACCUGGUACGGGCCAGGCGCCCAACAACCUGUUGGCUCCCUUACAUUUGAAUCAUGAUGUAAUUUACAGAAAUACCCUUCCUCUAGCUUUUAUAGUAAUUGUUUUCCAAAGAUGAUAUACCAGCCCUCACCCAGAGUUUUAAAAAGCACUGCUAGGCAUAGAGUAGAUGUUCAGCAUACGCUCAAUAAAUAUGUAUUGACUGUCAGUGAGUGGAAAGGAAAUCUGUUUGAAAUACUGAAUUUUUUACCCCAUUCUUGUUUCAAAUCACUCAGCAGUGAUUGGAGAAAACACAAAAGCUCUGAGCCUAAGCUAUAAAAAGUGACUCGUAAAUAUUAAGGACGUUUGCUUCCACUUUGGGCAGUGCGUAACCCAAAGUAGAUGUGGAGCCUUUUGGAUUUAUAGGGUAAAAGCUCUUCCAUCUACUUCCCGAAAGUCACAGUAACAAACAAAUGUGAUGAGCCAUCCCAGCUGUCAGCAGCUAUGUGCAUUCAUAUCGCUGGUAGAUUUCUUUGAUUGACUUUGAAAUUUAUUCUGUUUUACAUUCCUGUGAAGUUAAUCUUACUUUGCACUUGUUGACUUUAUAUCCAAUUAUUUACGUCAAAUCAAAUAACUGAAAUGUACAAAUGUCUAAUUUUGGAAGUAUGUUCAAUACUGUAUGACUGGGUUGGAUCUGCUUUAUUUGAUCUUUUUAGCAGUGAGAGCACAGAUCCAGCUAGCUACAUAUCUUUUCUUCUCAUAGACCCCUUCGGCUCUCAGAAAGAUAUGGAAAUAAUGUGUGUGUGAAUCAGUCACAAAUGAAUUGUACUUGAAUAUCAUGUGUUACAUUCC